Molecule: messenger RNA, 2084 nt
Organism: Momordica charantia (bitter melon)
Lineage: Eukaryota; Viridiplantae; Streptophyta; Magnoliopsida; Cucurbitales; Cucurbitaceae
Gene: ALDH3H1
Product: aldehyde dehydrogenase 3H1
Biological process (GO): aldehyde metabolic process
Cellular component (GO): cytoplasm
Molecular function (GO): aldehyde dehydrogenase (NAD+) activity
Source: RefSeq, a predicted model, not a curated record
CUGAGAAAUAAUAAACUAUUCAAAAGCGCCAGAGUAACGUCCAUUCCAGCGGCAAGGCGUGGACAGAAAGGAAAACGCCCCAUACCGCAUACGCAGCGCGUGGGGUAGACGCGCUUUCUUGUAUGCUGAUGGAGAGAAUCGCUGAGCUGUGUGAUGGCGAAUGCGGAAUUGUGCAGUAUACGAGAGUGUGAAUCCUCUGUCUCAACGAUUUGAUUGCUCCCCGAAAUCCAGAGACCACGAACGGAUCAUCGAUAUCUCCUCCGAUUGAAGCUAUAAUACAGUACAAGAAUCGCUCAUUCCAAUUCCUACAACUCUCUCCUUCUCUCUCUCUCUCUCUCUGUGUAUACUGAUAGUCGUCGGCGGCGGCGGUUGCGGUGGUGUUCGUCUGGCGAUGUCGGAGGAGGAGGUGUUCGACGCGGCGGUGGCGGUGAAGGAGCUGAGAGGUAGUUUUGCCUCCGGCAAGACUAGGAGCUACGAAUGGAGAGUGUCGCAGCUUCAGAGCCUCCAUAAGCUCUGCGUUGACCAUGAGGAAGAUAUCUGUGAUGCGCUUCGCUCCGACCUCUCCAAGCCUGUUUUGGAAUCCAUCGUUCACGAGAUAGCUAUGGUAAAAAAUGCGUGUAAAUUGGCACUUAAAGAACUCAAGCGUUGGAUGACACCAGAAAAGGUUAAAACUUCAGUGACCACAUUUCCUUCGUCUGCUGCAAUUGUACCAGAACCAUUGGGUGUUGUUCUUAUCAUUUCUGCUUGGAAUUAUCCAUUUUUAUUAUCACUUGAUCCAGUUGUUGGAGCAAUUGCAGCUGGUAAUACUGUGGUUCUAAAGCCGUCAGAAAUCUCUCCAGCAACAUCAUCUUUAAUGGCAAAGCUUGUAGGGAAAUAUUUGGAUACCUCUUGUGUAAAAGUUGUUGAGGGUGCUGUUUCUGAAACUUCCGCUUUGCUGGAGCAAAAGUGGGACAAGAUAUUUUACACAGGCAAUGGAAGAGUGGCACGUAUAGUGAUGGCUGCUGCUGCUAAGCACCUUACACCAGUUGUUUUAGAGCUUGGAGGAAAGUCUCCAGUAGUAGUUGAUUCAGGAAUCAAUUUACAGGUUGCAUGUAGGCGGAUUAUUGUUGGUAAGUGGGGUUGUAACAAUGGACAAGCAUGCAUUGCUCCUGACUAUAUCAUAACUACGAAAGAAUUUGCUCCAAAAUUGGUGGAGUCUCUGAAACAAGAACUGGAGAUAUUUUAUGGAAAGAAUCAGCUGGAAUCCAAAGAUUUGUCUCGCAUUGUGAAUGCUAACCACUUUGAUCGCUUGUCAAAGCUCUUAGCUGAUGAUAAAGUUUCUGACAAGAUUGUGCAUGGAGGUGAAAAGGACAAAAGCAAAUUACAGAUUUCUCCCACCAUCUUACUGGAUGUCCCUCGAGACUCUCUGAUUAUGACGGAGGAAAUCUUUGGUCCCUUACUUCCCAUUCUCACGGUUGACAAAGUGGAGGACAGCUUCGAAAUAGUGAACUCGGGCACAAAGCCACUUGCGGCGUAUUUAUUUACCAACAACAAAAAGCUCAAGGAACGGUUUGUGGCUUGUAUCUCUGCAGGGGGUGUGGUUAUCAAUGACACCACCUUACAUCUCACUGUUGAGACACUACCAUUUGGAGGAGUUGGAGAGAGUGGAAUGGGAGCCUACCAUGGGAAGUUCUCUUUUGAUGCAUUUACCCAUAAGAAGGCUGUCCUUUAUCGGAGUUUCGCAGGCGAUGCACCGAUUAGAUACCCGCCAUACACAAAGGGAAAGUUGAGAAUUCUCAAGGCUCUUAUUGGUGGUGGCAUACUGGGAAUCAUUCGAGCUCUGCUUGGAUGGUAAUAUAAGAAGCAUGUUCAUACUCUCUCAACAUCUUCCCUAUUUAUGUCUUAUUCCCCUGUGCUGCUUUACGAUUUUUUUUUUCUUUUUUCUCCUCUUCAUUUUAAAAUGUGCCAUAUUUUCAGUAUCAAUAGUGUUUGGGAUUUUUUAUUGUAUACUCAUUUAAGAGAAUUUAGAAGUACGUUCAAGAAAUAAAUUCUAUAAAUGGAUUAAAGUUAUUUGUGGUUGGGAAGCUCCCUUGACCUUCCAAGAA